Messenger RNA from Medioppia subpectinata, 1493 nucleotides. The record is from the annotation of a GenBank genome assembly. Lineage: Eukaryota; Metazoa; Arthropoda; Arachnida; Sarcoptiformes; Oppiidae.
AUCGAAGCCAAACACAUAUUCAAAGCGGUUCUCUCGAAGUUACCGAAUGUACGCAAACUGUCGGCCAAAGACGUGAAGACAAUAUGGGACGAGUUAAGCGACGACCGAUCGCCGCCGUCUGAUCCAUGGGUUGUGGAGUUUACCACAACUGAGAACGACGUGGAGGCCAAUCAAUUGGAGACCAAGCGUUUGGCUUUACUCUUAAGCGACCAGAAUAUAAAUGUGGGAAAAGUGUUUUGCGAUAGAGAGCCCAAACCCUGCGCUCAGUUUUAUAUCCAAAAACACCCGUCCAUUGCUGUCCUCAAGUCGGGUCCCAAUUACGAAGUAUAUCACGGCCGAAUACUGGCCUUCGAUAUCGCAAACUUCGCCAAAGAAUCUCUCACUAGUCGUCUCCAGACAUUGGAUCCGAAUGUGUUUGAAGAUAAGGUCAACAAUGCUGUGUCCGCCGAUAGUAAGCCGUGGUUUGUCGACUUCUUUUCACCGUGGUGUCCGCCGUGUAUGAGACUAAUGCCUGAAAUCCGAAAGGCGUCCCGAAAUGCCAAUCAUUUGGUUAACUUUGGAACCAUUGAUUGCACGGUUCACUCCUCUAUGUGUAAAAAAUAUAACAUCAGAUCGUAUCCAACGGUACUUCUGUACAACUCGUCGGUCGCCCAUCAGUUUCAUGGCCAGCAUUCAGAGCACGAUUUGAUUGAUUUUAUUCAAGACACUUUGUUCCCGACUGUCACUCAUUUGACUCCCGAGACGUUUAAGGAGAACGUGGAGCGGAAGAAGAGCACCACUCUAUGGUUAGUGGACUUCUUCGCGCCGUGGUGUGGGCCCUGUCAACGACUGGCCCCUCAAUGGACCAAAUUGGCCAAAAUGCUUAAAGACGAGCCCAACGUUAUGGUCGGUUCUAUUGACUGUCAGGCGUUCUCACAAUUGUGCGGCGAUUUGGAGGUCAGAUCCUAUCCUACUAUUCGUUUAUAUCCACACAAAGACAGCAAAUACUACUCUAAGGAUCAAAAGUUUCAUUUAUUUAAUGGUCACAAUCGGGACGCGGAAUCUCUGCGCGUUUGGGUCUAUAAUUUCAUUCCCAGUUCUGUCAAAGAGAUUGAAACCGAAGAUGCGUUUAAAAAAGUGAUAAAAUCCAAGCAUAUAUGGCUCCUAGACUUCUACACUCCCUGGUGUUCGCACUGCACUUAUUUCGCUCCCGAGUUUGAACUCAUAUCUAAGAAAUUGAAGGGCAAAGUAAAGGCCGGAAAAGUAAACUGUCAGACAUUGGGACAGUUGUGCAGAGAGGCCGGCGUUACCGCUUACCCGACCGUUAGAUUGUACGACAAGUCGACGACUUCGACCAAAGGUCUGCCCGUCGAUGCCUUCGCUGCUAAGGAUAUCGUGGCUUUUGUCGACAGAUUUAUCGCUUCACAAGAAAAUUCAAUUCGAGACGAGUUAUGAUAAUAGCUGUUAACUAAUGAAUUACAAUCAACCAAUUUAUACACGCAUUAAAACGACAC